CACGCAGAGCUCAUCAGCACAGGUAACCGUGAUGGAGUCCCAGGAUUGCAAAAGAGCUCCAGCAUGGACCGAACGGGAGGUACGGGAUCUGCUCACCAUAUGGGGAGAUGAAUCAGUGCUAGCUGAACUCCGUAGAAGUAAACGAAAUGGCGAAAUAUUAGAAAAGGUCUCCAAGGCCAUGAAGGACAGAGGCCAUAACAGGGACGCACAGCAGUGCCGCGUGAAAAUUAAGGAGCUAAGGCAAGCCUACCACAAAGCCAGAGAGGCAAACGGAAGGUCUGGGGCAGAGCCGCAAACAUGCCGCUUCUACGCGGAGCUGCAUGCCAUGCUAGGGGGUGCAGCCACCACUACCCCAACCGUGUGCUUUGACUCCUUCAAUGGAGAAACACACAGGGAAGUGGGUUCGGGCUACGAGGAAGAUGAGGAUGAAGAUAAUGUAGAUAGCUUACAGCAGCAAGGAAGCGGAGAAACCGGUUUCCCCAACAACCAGGAUAUGUUUAUCACCCUGGACCUGGAGCCAGUAACCCCUGAACUCACCCAAGGCGUGCUCCCAGACCCUGAGGGCACACAGGGGACCUCUGCUGCAAAUGUUUCUCCUUCACAGAGGCUAGUGAAGAUUAGGAGAAAACGGCAGACUCGGGAUGAUAUGUUCUCGGAGCUCCAGAUGUCCUCCCACGCUGACAGAGCACAGCAGAAUGUGUGGAGGCAGUCAAUGUCAGACUACAGAAAAGCACAAUAUGAAUGAGAGGAGAGGUGGCGGGCUGAAGAGGAUAGGUGGCGUCAGCUUGCAGACAGAAGGCAAGAGUCAAUGCUCCGUCAGCUGGAGCAUCACUCCACCCCAGAUGAUUGCCCGAGCAUCAGAAGGCUGGCCUUCAAUAAGAGUUAAAGUUUUAAACUGCAGUGUGUCCUUUUC
Molecule: messenger RNA, 913 nt
Organism: Malaclemys terrapin pileata
Lineage: Eukaryota; Metazoa; Chordata; Testudines; Emydidae
Product: myb/SANT-like DNA-binding domain-containing protein 2
Exons: 2
Coding region: 32-745 (237 amino acids)
Source: RefSeq, a predicted model, not a curated record